AUGUCAAAGAACGCAUCGAACGAAAUCACAGCGUUAUACCCGCCUCCUCCUCCGUACAUAGAGCAUUUUACAGCUGAAAACCUGCACAAACUUCAGGAGCUAGAAAAAGCUGGUCGCGGUGCCGAAUCGUUAGAUGAUGGUCUAAAAUACCUUGUCCCUCCUGAUGUACCUACUGAGGGUCACUACAGAGCUUUCGGCAGCGUAUGGCAGGUGAAAGACGAGCUGCCAGAUUUGAAGAGUAUGGGAAUGACACAGCUCUACCUGCCGAAGGCUGAUACAGACGGCAGUAAAUCCAGCUAUCAAGACAAAAUCCAAGAACUUCACAAGCUGCUGCAAUCACUACUGCUUAAUUUCCUAGAGCUGACAGGUAUUUUAAGUGUCAACCCAGAGCAGUUUCCCGCCAAAGUUGACCAUAUACAAACGAUUUUGGUGAACUUCCACCACCUGCUCAAUGAAUACCGCCCUCACCAGUCGCGUGAGUCGCUGAUCAUGCUAUUAGAAGAACAGCUUGAAUACAAGAGGAAAGAGAUUUCAAAAAUCGAACAAGUGUGCCAGGAGGUCAAAGAGAAGCUGGCCAAUUUGAUCGACGGAGGAGACAAAUACGAAGACUCCACACUGUCUCAGAGCAAACGGCCAGAUGCAGGAGACGUAGAGAUGGCAGAUGCAGUAGAUGUGACGGAGGAGCAUCCAACGGAUGGCGCACAAGAAGACGGCAACCACGCUUGA
This is a messenger RNA of Lachancea dasiensis, 726 nucleotides long. The record is from the annotation of a GenBank genome assembly. NCBI's taxonomy places the organism in Eukaryota, Fungi, Ascomycota, Saccharomycetes, Saccharomycetales, Saccharomycetaceae.